AGAAAGUAUAAAUGUAAACUUUUUCAGGUCCAACGCAGCAAAAAGUCUCCUCUUUUCUCUUUCUCUCUCUCUUUCCUCUUUGCGUCCUUCAGAGGCUGGAAGCGAUCACCAUGGCAGCAUUUCUCGCGAGACGGCUUAUCGGUAACAGAUCGAGCCAGAUUCUCGGGACUUCGAAUUCUAGCUCCGGUGCGUUCAUUUCCGUUUCUAGGGCUUUCUUCUCCUCCACCACUCCGAUCAAAGCAACUCUCUUUCCCGGUGAUGGGAUCGGUCCCGAAAUAGCUGAAUCUGUCAAACAGGUGUUUACUGCCGCUGAUGUGGUCAUUGAUUGGGACGAACAGUUUGUUGGUACUGAAGUAGAUCCUAGAACCAAUAGUUUCUUGACAUGGGAAAAUCUUCAAUCUGUGCUUAAAAACAAGGUUGGUUUGAAAGGACCAAUGGCAACGCCAAUUGGAAAGGGUCACCGUUCCUUGAACCUUACUCUUAGGAAAGAGCUGAAUUUGUAUGCCAAUGUUAGGCCUUGCUACAGUCUUCCUGGUUACAAAACCCGUUAUGAUGAUGUUGAUCUCAUUACCAUUCGUGAAAACACGGAAGGAGAGUACAGUGGGCUUGAACACCAGGUUGUCAAGGGUGUGGUGGAAAGUCUUAAAAUUAUUACCCGUAAGGCGAGUAUGAGAGUUGCUGAGUAUGCCUUUCUUUAUGCCAAGACUCACGGAAGGAAGAAAGUUUCAGCAAUUCACAAAGCCAACAUUAUGCAGAAAACUGAUGGUCUUUUCCUGCAGUGUUGUGAUGAGGUUGCUAAGAAGUAUCCUGAGAUAUAUUACGAGAAGGUUGUUAUUGACAAUUGCUGUAUGAUGCUUGUGAAAAACCCAGCACUUUUUGAUGUCUUGGUGAUGCCAAAUCUCUAUGGAGAUAUUAUCAGCGAUUUGUGUGCCGGACUUGUUGGGGGACUAGGACUGACUCCUAGUAUGAAUAUUGGGGAGGAUGGUAUUGCCCUUGCUGAAGCUGUUCACGGCUCUGCACCUGAUAUUGCUGGAAAGAACCUGGCGAACCCAACAGCUUUGCUACUGAGUGGAGUGAUGAUGUUGCGGCACCUGAAGCUCAACAAACAAGCAGAGCAAAUCCACAGUGCCAUCAUCAACACAAUAGCCGAGGGAAAGUAUAGAACCGCUGAUCUCGGAGGUACCUCAACCACAACCGAUUUCACAAAAGCCAUCUGUGAUCAUCUCUAAACACCUGUAAAAACCAGAAUUCUUUCUUUACUCUUACUCAUUCGCCAUUGGAUCUUCCUCUUGGAUUUUCACUCCAAAAAUUUUCUACUUAUUGAUUCUCUUCCUAAGAGGAGAAACAAAGCCGCCAUUGGCUUUAGACAUUGAUUUGUGUUUUCCUUAACAUUUGAAGUUCUUGCAGAGCUGUAUUUACUUCUUCUGCCUUUAAGAUAUAGAUAUUGGAAGAAUCCAUCAAAAAGGUUUUUGUGAACACAUUUACAAUUUGUGAAUCUUGCCUGAAUUGUUUGGCGUUAUGUCUUAAUCUCUGUGAAUGAAUCUUCAACAAUAAUAAUAUCGUGCCUUUUUCCUUGCC
Arabidopsis lyrata subsp. lyrata is the source of this 1578-nucleotide messenger RNA. RefSeq names its product isocitrate dehydrogenase [NAD] catalytic subunit 6, mitochondrial. Gene Ontology annotation, cellular component: mitochondrion. Gene Ontology annotation, molecular function: NAD binding; magnesium ion binding; isocitrate dehydrogenase (NAD+) activity. The record is from RefSeq and is a predicted model, not a curated record. Lineage: Eukaryota; Viridiplantae; Streptophyta; Magnoliopsida; Brassicales; Brassicaceae. Bases 111 to 1229 code for a protein of 372 amino acids. The transcript has 7 exons. Gene Ontology annotation, biological process: isocitrate metabolic process; tricarboxylic acid cycle.